This is a messenger RNA of Sorex fumeus (smoky shrew), 758 nucleotides long. RefSeq names its product heterogeneous nuclear ribonucleoproteins C1/C2-like. Lineage: Eukaryota; Metazoa; Chordata; Mammalia; Eulipotyphla; Soricidae. Gene Ontology annotation, molecular function: RNA binding. Gene Ontology annotation, cellular component: nucleus. The record is from RefSeq and is a predicted model, not a curated record. Bases 1 to 474 code for a protein of 157 amino acids. The transcript has a single exon.
AUGUAUUCUGUAGUGCCCUCAAAACGCCAGCGUGUAUCAGGAAACACCUCACGAAGGGGCAAAAGUGGCUUCAAUUCUAAGAGUGGACAGAGAGGAUCUUCCAAGUCUGGAAAGUUGAAAGGAGAUGAUAUUCAGGCUAUUAAGAAGGAGUUGACCCAGAUAAAACAAAAAGUGGAUUCUCUACUGGAAAACCUGGAAAAAAUUGAAAAGGAACAAAGCAAACAAGCAGUAGAGAUGAAGAAUGAUAAAUCAGAAGAGGAGCAGAGCAGCAGCUCCCUGAAGAAAGAUGAGACUAACGUGAAGAUGGAGUCUGAGGGGGGUGCAGAUGACUCUGCCGAGGAGGGGGACCUGCUCGAUGAUGAUGAUAAUGAAGAUCGGGGGGAAGAUCAGCUGGAGUUGAUCAAGGAUGAUGAAAAAGAGGCUGAGGAAGGAGAGGAUGACAGAGACAGCGCCAAUGGCGAGGAUGACUCUUAAGCACAUAGUGGGGUUUAGAAAUCUUGUCCCAUUAUUUCUUUAUCUAGGCGCUUGUCUAAGAUCAACACCAGAUCCUCUCCCCUAGUAUCUUCAGCACAUGCUCACUGUUCUUCCCAUCCUUGUCCUUCCCAUGUUCAUUAAUUCAUAUUGCCCUGCGCCUAGUCCCAUUUUCACUUCCUUUGACGCUCCUAGUAGUUAUGUUAAGUCUUGCCCUGUAAUUUUUGCUUUUAAUUUUGAUACCUCUUUAUGACUUAACAAUAAAAAGGAUGUAUGGUUUUUAAAAA